UUUCUUCUAAGGUAGUAGGUAUCGGGUUUCCCUGUUCAUACUCCGAACAUGAGUUAAUAUACUCUUGUAGAGCAGAUCACUUAGGGCUUUAUACUGGUUCGACGACUGGGUUCUUGUUCCUUUCUCUUCUUUGUCUGUCCACUCCCUUUGUUUUCAACAGUCUUUGGAGCUUCUGAAGAUUCUGCCGCAAGAUCCAAGCGGUAUCGUCGGUGCACCACCGCGUCAACCAGCACCACAGCUUCCUACAACUGGGAGAGAGCCGCAGGGCACCCCCACCCACUCCUGUGUUUGAGGAAUUUCAUGAAUCUAAUGCUGAAGGGCGUGGAUGCCGAAGAUUUCUUUUCCUUGAUUUGAUGGCACGGAUGUUCGCAUCUGGGUUGACAAGUGCGAAACCCUCUUUAGGAUGUACCAAAUCACUGCACUGAGUGAGGUUUCAAGGCUCCGAACAGAGCUGUUACUGUUACAAAGUACAAGGAUCAGCUUUUCUUCCCUUCCGGCGAACAGAAAAGAGAGAUACGAAGGAGUAAUGACGAAAGGUUGAUUGUUCGUAUGUUCAGUGAUGGCGAGCCUUCAACCAAUAAAAAAUACCUUAAAGAAGAUGCGUAGGCCUGAAAUCAUGGUGCAAUGAAUAUCGUAGAUAGAGUGAUUUCGAUCUCAUAUAGCUAGCUUUCCUUUCAAAGUGAAACGAUUUUCCUUUUACGUUGAGAUAUUUGAAUUGGAUUUUCUUUCACCACUACUAUCGUAACGCACAGAAAACACUGACGUUUCCGCUCGCUUUCAACCACUGCCACUUUACCUGAGCACUGUGACGCAGUCGGUCAAGUAUUGAGUUUCUGCUAGUAUAUCAAGGACUUAUGAGAACUGAAAAGAAAAAAACUAAAAAAGGAAUUCUCAUAGUUCAUUGAAUUAAGGGAGGACCAUUCGUGGGGGGUUCGUGGAAGAGUUGGGUUCGAUUCCCUUUAUACGCGAUGUGGCGAAAAAGACUGAUUCAACGAAAUAUGCCAUGCCAGCAUUAAGAUUUAAAACGUGUCGUCUACUUCCAGGAAAUGUUCGGAACAGAGAACUUUCUCUAAUCCAACGCCGUAUUCUCCGAAGAUUGAGGAACAAGAGGAGAUCCAUUAAAAGAAAUCUUUCUCGGAGAGAAAAUCUAAACAGUAACAUCAAAUCACAAACUACACGAAAGUUGUCUCUUUAUUAUGGGGAUUUACCCAUAAGGGAGAUGCACAGAGGAAGAGAACGAACUUCAUAUAUCCCUUUUUUACUCAAUCAAGAAACAAGAUCGGACGUGAUUCCGGUUCGUCUCCAUUUUAGUGACACUCUUCCUCAAGCAAGGCAGCCGAUAAGUCAUCGAAGGGUUUGUUUGAAUAAUGGACUGGUAACCAUUACUCAUUUGAAAGUUUCCCACGGUGAUCUAAUAUCUUUUAAAGAAAAUGACGCGAGAACCCGCGGUUUUGAAAUAAGGAGAUCUUUCUAUAUCGACAUAUCAGUUGGAAAAAUCAUAGGCAAAUUCCUAUCGGCCAUAUCAGUUGGAAAAAGAAGAGGCAAAUUCCUACCGGCCAUAUCAGUUGGAAAAAGAAGAGGCAAAUUCCUACCGGCCAUAUCAGUUGGAAAAAGAAGAGGCAAAUUCCUACUGGCCAGAAUCUGGAGAAGAACAAAAACAGAAUGGUUCCGCUUACUCACAACUCAGAGGGGAUGCCGCUUACUACUCAAAUCCUUGUUUUUGCAAGAGUUGCGUUCUUAUAUGCAAGAAGAAUACUUUGAAAGAACAAAGAAGUUUGGAUCCGCAAAAGUAUGCUUAGGCAGUUCCUUCGCUGAGCACAACAGAAUGAAGAGGAAUUUGUUUCAUUUCAAAUACUUCUUCUUAUUGAAAAGAGGGAAGGAGAAAAACCGAAAUCUUCCUACUCGAACAAUAAGUCCUUUUGUUUACAAGUCUUCUUUAUAUAGUAAUUCGACCUAUUGCUCCGGAUCCCCGUUUACUAGGAAGAUAAGAAUCAAAAGGAUCGAACUACCUACUCAUUAUUCGGAGGUGAAUCAUAGAACACUAAAAGCUGUGGUAUCUUAUGGACCUAACAUAGGUCACAUCCCUCACGACAUAAGAUUGAAAGAUCCAAACCUUCCUCUUCGGAGCGGAAACGGACGUGGCCAAAACAUAUAAAAAAAGAUCGGCCUAGUCGCUCAUAGGGACAUAUCUAUCCGGAUAGAGGAUAGUCUAGAUCAAUUUGGAGAAAAAUCUCUCUCUAUAUAGAUAGGUAUCUCUGUGGAUAGAGAUAAAGAUAGGGAUCCCUAUAAAUCGAAA
This is a messenger RNA of Hordeum vulgare subsp. vulgare (domesticated barley), 2296 nucleotides long. RefSeq names its product ribosomal protein S4, mitochondrial-like. The transcript has a single exon. Gene Ontology annotation, cellular component: small ribosomal subunit. Gene Ontology annotation, biological process: positive regulation of translational fidelity. The coding region runs from base 1004 to 2155 and encodes 383 amino acids. Lineage: Eukaryota; Viridiplantae; Streptophyta; Magnoliopsida; Poales; Poaceae. The record is from RefSeq and is a predicted model, not a curated record. Gene Ontology annotation, molecular function: rRNA binding; structural constituent of ribosome.